Manduca sexta (tobacco hornworm) is the source of this 2832-nucleotide messenger RNA. It is a transcript of the gene Rab30, whose product is annotated as ras-related protein Rab-30. Bases 263 to 871 code for a protein of 202 amino acids. Gene Ontology annotation, molecular function: GTP binding; GTPase activity. The transcript is spliced from 4 exons. The record is from RefSeq and is a predicted model, not a curated record. Gene Ontology annotation, cellular component: trans-Golgi network. Lineage: Eukaryota; Metazoa; Arthropoda; Insecta; Lepidoptera; Sphingidae.
UCAGUUUAUAAAAGACCUACCCAAUACCUACAUACCUGUCUUUCAUUUUGUAUUAAUUGUUUUGGAAUAAAGAUUUGAUCUGACAACCAAAUCCACUCUACCUAUCUAAUCUAUAAUGUGCAUUUGAUCGUAAAAUAAUCGUGCGGGCUCAAUAUCUUUGCCUUAUCGUAAUGUAAAGCCGUAGAUUCAGUAAAGCGUAACCAGUGAGUGGUGAUAAAUAAUUUCAGUUGAUAGUUUCAACAAAUGUGAUUCGGCGCUCGCGAUGGAGGAUUAUAAGUUUUUAUUCAAAGUGGUGCUGGUUGGUAAUGCGGGUGUUGGCAAAACAUGUCUUGUGCGAAGGUUUACCCAGGGCCUUUUCCCACCGGGCCAAGGGGCUACAAUAGGCGUUGAUUUCAUGAUCAAAACCGUAGAAGUGGACGGCGAGAAAGUGAAGCUGCAAAUAUGGGACACUGCGGGCCAAGAGAGGUUUCGUUCGAUAACGCAGAGCUACUACCGUUCUGCGCACGCGCUCAUACUUGUGUAUGACAUAUCCUGUCAGCCGACGUUUGACUGUCUACCCGACUGGUUGCGGGAGAUCGAGGAAUAUGCCAAUAAUAAGGUGCUUAGGAUAUUAGUUGGUAAUAAAACUGACAGGGAGGACCGCGAAAUCCCGCGCCACAUCGGCGAGGACUUCGCACAGCGGCACGGCAUGUACUUCCUGGAGACAUCAGCUAAGGAAGCCGAGAAUGUCGAGCGGCUAUUCAUGGAGAUCGCGGUUGAACUCAUGGAGCAAGCAAAAUGCAAGGAGCUGCCGAAAUACGAUGGCAGUUUAGGCCCGAUCAACGGUAAGACGACAUCUGUUGGCGACAGUUCCUGUUGUCUGCGCUCUUAAAUAUGACGAAUUUAACUCAUUGAUAUUACUAGCGUUAACUAUACUGUGGUGUUUCUGUACACGGUCAUUUUAGUCGAUUAUGGACAUCACUUUGAUUUGAUGCAAGUUGAUUAUUUAUAUUUUUUUUUACACUGUAUUUAAAUGGUAUCGGUUUUACUAUUUUGUUAGAAAUGGGGAUUUUACAUUAUGAGAAAGCUGUAUGGUUAAAUUGUAAUAUGAAAAUAUUACAAAGUGAUUUUUUUCUUUUGUUUAAACUUUAACGUUAAUAUAUUGGUUUAAAGAAUUUAGCGAUAAUGUGGAUAAGAGUAUGCUUUAAAUAAUAUUAAACAUAAAUGACGAUUUAUAUUUUUAAUAUUGUAAAAGGGAUUUUUAUUUUAAUUAGUUUGACUAAGACGGGUAUUGAUUCUGUCCGUUAAUUAUAAUUUUUGUUGUAUUUAUUUUUAAGGUGCAAGCAGGGAGUUGUUGAUUUGGCCCAGUGUAAAAAAUCAUACAGUAUGUCACGGCUUCUGAGGCUGACAAAGCCUUGAUCAUUUACAAGAGAUAAAUAAUAGAGCACUCAAAUACUACUCUCGCUUAAUGUGGUGCGUAUCGCGUAGACUUCAGUGGUAGACUGUAAGAAUUUUUUCACUGGUAUUACGUAGGAAUUGAAUUUUAUUAAAGGCUGAAGACAUAAGUCCAAAUAAUUAUUCAGUUUGUACCUACUUUGUGAUAUAAUUGUGUGUAUAUUGCUUGACUAACAUAUAGAUGUACUACAUGAUCUGUAUACAUAAACACCACACAGAACUGUGUAUUUCGUAGAAAAGAUCAUUCCAAUCGCUUUUAAGUGCUACAGCGCUGUCGUAACAUCGUGACGUACCUCUUAUAUAGUGCGAGGCGUUGGUCAUUUGCAAACGAGUGCUGUAAGUGUUGGUGACGUAAUAAGCAAGCCUUUACAUUUGGAUGGUAUAGAUAUGAUGUGCCCAAUUUUGUGUAAAGUAGGAUUGUAUGGGCUAAUUCGACGGCAGUGAACGAAACCCACGUAUUGUUUGUUAGUGUUAUGCGUUGUUUAGACAUGGCGAAUGACUGGGCGAAUAACUGCACGAAUAUGACUAUGGAUUGUGAAUAAAGAAUACACCUGAAUACUGUUUACAUACUCAUAUUAGUGACUAUGAGUGUUACUGUACUUGGCAAGUAGCUUAAUCCAGGGCUAGGAUAUUUGCAUUCGCUAGCAGUGGCGGCCUUAAUCGAUACUAAGCUCCGGUACAAAAAAGGUCCUGCAGCUAACCGCCAUGACCCCCCCGAGGCAAUUCUUGUGCGCUCUGACUUCACACCGAAUGCACGCCCAUGCACGGGGGGACAUUAUGUUGCGGACCUAGGCACACUAUAGGUGAUGCCUACACCCCCAUGGUUGCAAGUUCACAUGGGGAGUCUGGCAGGGACUCGUAGAACAGUUCACCUCCCUUUCCUCUCCGCCCAUCCUAGUACUUCCUCUUCCUUCCCCCACACUCCUCUCCCAUUCUUCCUUUUCCCCUUUUCCUCCUGGCCCCCGCAGUCGUUAGCCGGGGGGAACCAGUAUACCGUUCGCAGGUUCCUCCCGGUGUUGACUGCGGGAUCAGCCGCUUAAAAAAAACCGCCAUGACUGCUAACGCCCCUAGUAUAACACGAGGUCCCGGGAGUUUGCCCCCUUUGUCCACCCCUCCACAAAUACGCUAGUUAGGAAACGAUAUCCAUACACAAGCUAUAAACCCGCCAUAGUGACUCAUAUAAGAGUGGGGCUUUCCGGAAUCAGUGUAUGUCCGGUUUUGAAUAGCCAAGGGUAGAUGUGUCGGUUAACCUUAGGUUAUAAUUCGUCAGUUAAUAAUCUAUCACGACACCAUUUUCAUUGAGGUGGAGUGACAUUACAUUAUACAUACAUACAUUAUGGUAUAAAUAAAGCUGAUGAAAGGUUAGUGAGUUGUUGAGCCCAAAAAUCUAGAGGAAAA